GUGACUAUGUGAAGGUCGGAUAGACAAAUAUUUGAAAAUGCGGUUAGAAUGCCGAUUGAAUGAAAAGCUGUAUAAAAGCUAGAUCAAACAUUGAUAUUCUUCGUGUUAUAUUAUAAGUUAUGUUUUAAAAUUUAAAUAAGGGAAAAAAUAAAGGACUAAAAACAGGCAAGAAGAAAUCAUCUGAAUGGCGUCAAACGAUGUUCUAGGAAACACCUCCGAAGAAACGUAUGACGUAUUAUGUUCAGCGUGUAAAGAACAAGAUAAAAACAAGGAAGCUGAGAAAUAUUGCGUAGAUUGUCAGGAGUACUACUGCUCAGAGUGUUUGAAAUUGCACUCAACACUUCCGGCUUUGAAGAGGCAUAAAUUCCUGGAUAAGGAAUGUGGUCAGAGUGCACAAUUACUCAUGGUGCCGACAGAACGAUGUGAGAGACACAACUUUAAAACAACGGAUAUGUUCUGUCAGAAUCAUGACGUGAUUUGGUGUGGAACAUGCAUUGCGGUUGACCACAGAACAUGUCAAGAUGUGUUCUACAUACCUGAAUUUGUGAAGUCGAAGGCAAACGUUAUACCAGAAUUUCUACAGCGCAUGAAAAAUAUCGAAAGCAAAUUUAAAGAGUUUCUUAAAACAUUUAGCGACGAAGUUGAUGCUCUAAAAGCAAAUAAACAAAGGGAAAUAGAAACCAUCAAAACGUUUGCGAAGAAGCUUGAAGAAAAGAUUAAAGAGGCAGAGCGAGAUGCUAUCUCUAAAGUUGAAGAACGAUACAGUAAACUUAUGGUGAAAAUAAACGGAGACAUUGACAACAUAAAAAGAGAACUUGAGACUUUCGAAACAACAAAAGGCUUCAUUGAGUCUACAGUCAAGAAUAACUCUCAAGCUUUUGUUGCUAUGAAAUUAAAUGGAAACAAAAUUGCAACAACUGAAGCAGCAAGCGAUGACAUUGGUCAGAUCGAACUUGGUUGGAGAGUUCAUUUCACGUUAGAUCCCGAGUUUGAGGAGCUCAGUAAGGAAAGAAUGUGUCUCGGGUAUGUCAACAUAAUGCCCUAUAGCUUUGAAUAUAAAGGUGCAGUUGACAUAAAAUUAGAUUCAGAUGCAAUGCCGUGUGAUGUAUACGGUUCAUGUGUCCUUUCAGACGGGUCCAUAGUUUUCGCUGAUAGAGACAAUAAAAAUCUUAAACUGGUGGAUGGUAUUUCUCUAACCGUUAUAGAUCAUUACGAUCUUAAGACUGAGCCACGGGAUAUAUGUUGCCUUGAUGGUAAGGAAGUAGGAGUUUGUCUCGACAAUGAGAAAAAGGUUAAAAUCUUUAAAGUAGAUCGUAAACUGUUCUACAAAUAUGAACUUACUUUCAGCUUUGGUUGUAAGGGAAUAUCAUAUUUUGAAAACGCAUUCUAUAUCUCUGAUAAAACAUGUUUUUACAUGUGCAACCUGGACGGAAACAUAUUGAAAACGAUAACCAUUGAUUCAGUACUAAACGAUAUUUAUAACAUAUGUGUCAAUAAACAUAGCAAAACUAUAUUUGUCACUGACUAUAGUAAAGGUGUUAUUUGUCUUGAUAGUAGUGGCCAUGUUCUUAAUACUGUUACAGACGAAAUAAGUUUUGCUCAUGGUUUAACCGCUGCAUACAAUGGCAAAGUUUUUGCAUGUCGAUUUUCGUCAGAAAACGUUAUUCUUCUGAAUGAAAAAGGUUAGUUUGAAAAAGCUGUUAUCGGAAUAGGACUAACAGGUCUACCACAGGCUUUGUGCUUCAACUGCUACAACGGCCGUUUGUAUGUUCCAAAUUACCAUAAAGAUAGCGUGAAAAUCUUUGAGUUGGAAUGAAUUGACUUCCUGAACUAUCGCCUUGUCUGAGAUGAAACAUUUAGAUAAUAUGCGUUUAGUUGCUUUUGAACACAUCACUCAGCUACAUACAUUCGGUAAAGAGUUCUGGCAAAGGCUGAAAGGUUGACUGGAAAUUUCAUUUGAUAGUAUGUUGUGUUGUAAUUAAACAAGAGUUGUAUUGAAUAAUCGUUUGACUCAAAAUACUGUUCUUCAUAAGAUUGAAAAAUAUAUAGACUAAGUCUUCUUCUAGAGGGCUGUAGGAGUAGUAAUUAGGAUUACAGUUAAGAAGAUGUUGAAAGCGUUUCAUCUUUUAAUGGUCAAAAUGUUUCGAUAGGAAAAUCGUUUCAUAUUGUAUGUUACGAUAUCCAAGAAAUAAAAAUAAAUAUUCCUAAAAUGUCAUUUCCAUAAAUUUUAUCUACCCCUUACCACUCAACCCCCAUUUUCUGUAUUUUGCAUAUAUUUAUAAUGUACUUGUUGCUGGAUUUUUGAAGCAAUCCGUCUACAAUAUUUUUCCGUUACAGCUUCUUUCGUUGUGGGCCUACUUUGCGAUACAUGGCUCCAUGGCUGUGUUUUGAGU
Messenger RNA from Mercenaria mercenaria, 2393 nucleotides. Its product is annotated as E3 ubiquitin-protein ligase Midline-1-like. The transcript is spliced from 2 exons. Gene Ontology annotation, cellular component: nucleoplasm; chromatin. Gene Ontology annotation, molecular function: ubiquitin-protein transferase activity; zinc ion binding. Lineage: Eukaryota; Metazoa; Mollusca; Bivalvia; Venerida; Veneridae. The record is from RefSeq and is a predicted model, not a curated record. Gene Ontology annotation, biological process: positive regulation of DNA-templated transcription. The coding region runs from base 185 to 1687 and encodes 500 amino acids.